CUUUGAUCGUGGAGACAAAAAAAACUGCGAACCCCAGGAGAAGAGAAGGACAGCGCCCAGAAGAAGUAAAACCUCUGCGAACUGUGCGGAGCAUCGUGCUGGAAAUGCGGUGUUUGUCUGCGGGUGGUCGGACAUUAAAUCACAGGACAUGUCUUUUGGUUUGUUGAAGCCACAGUGCUACACUCAGCUCCUCAAGCAUGCGACAGUAGUGACAGUAUCUCUCCGUUCAGCAGCACCGUUUGAUCUAAGAGAAACGUGCCUUGUAAGGAAGCAGGAUGUUCACAGGAUCCACCAAACUGCCACCCACUAAAACUCCCCAGCCAGAGCGGCUGGAUGAAGUCUACGCUGCCUUACGCAGAGGCUUACAGUCGUACCUGCAGGUCCACCAGCUGGAGCUGGACAGUCUGGGUCAGCAGAUCAGAGAAAACAAGAGGAAUGGUCGUCUGGGGUCAUUGUAUGAGCUGGAUAAGCAAGUGAAAGCCAUAGAGAGGUUCAUGCGUCGCUUGGAAUUCCACCUCAGCAAGGUCGAGGAGCUGUACGAUGCGUAUUGUAUACAGCGGCGACUGCGUGAUGGAGCGAGUAAGAUGGUGGCGGCCUUUAACUCCGCCACUGGCAGCAAGGAGGCCAGAGAGAGCCUGAGCGAAGCCAACAAGGGCUACAGGGAGUGUACAGAGCACAUGUGCUCACUUGAGAGUGAAUUAGAAAGCCAGAUGGGAGAAUUUCAUGUCAAGAUGAAGGGCCUCGCUGGCUUUGCGCGGCUGUGUGCUGGUGAUCAGUAUGAGGUACUAAUGCGUUAUGGGCGUCAACGCUGGAGGCUACGAGGCCGUGUGGAAGUCAGUGCUAAGCAGAUAUGGGACAGCGAAGAGUAUAUUUUCCUGCCUCUCGUCACAGAGCUGCUGUCAAUCAAGGUGACGGAGCUGAAGAGCCUGGCCAACCACGUGGUGGUGGGCAGCGUGUCCUGCGAAAUGCUCGACCUGUUUUGCCCACUCCCCCAGACGCUCGCUGUGGAUAUCAACGACCUGGGGACGGUGAAGCUAAACUUGGAGGUCACCUGGAGUCCGUUUGAUAAGGACGACCAGACAUCAUCCACCAGUACGGUUUCUAAACGGCUGCUGUCCAAUCAGAGCCCUCCAGACACGCCCUCUAUGCGGGAGCAGGUGUUUUAUUCUCUGCUGAAGCGACAGGGAGAGAUGGAGAACGGGACAGUCUGGUCUAACUCCUCUGAAUCCUCCGACGACUCCUCCAGUCCGGCGCUGGCUCAUCACGCUCAGAGGCUGACGGCCUCCAACAUGCUGCAGAGCACUCUCACCAGUCAGCUGUCACUCACUCCCCACAAGUCCAGCGUGUCAACGCCGUCGCUCUCGUCCAACCAAGAGGAGGACGAGACAGAAGCCGGGGAGGUCUUCUCUCAGACAGAUGCUGUGCCAAACGGCCAUCUGCAGACUUCCUGCUCUCACAGCCAAGUGGGCGAGAGCAGCCUGGACUGUACUGUGACUGACAGGGCAUCUCUGCAGUCCACUGACCUCUCAGACACCUCAGUGGACCUGAGCUGCUCGUGCCCUGACGUCUCCUCUGUACCUCUUGUGUCGUUAGUGGAGAGAGCAGAUGUUCCUGAAAGUGGCAUCCCACAAGUGUGUGUUUCAGCAGAGGGGGUAAAGGAUGAACCCUGCGAGGACUCCUCUUUACAGGCUGAAGCAGAAACAGAGGACAGCACCACUGAGGCACAGGGUGGAAACCAGCUAGAAGCAUCAGAGAAACACUGUCAGCCACACCAGUCCAGUCAGGAGCCCAAACAAGCAGAGGACGCUCCUACGGUUUCUUUUCCUACUUCCUCUAGUUUCAUCCAGGAAGUUGAGACGGCCCUCGAAAGUUUUGACUUUCUCAACUGCUCUGACCUUGAUGAAGAGGAGGAAGAGGAGCAACAAGUGAAAGACAAAGGAGAAAAGGAAGAGGAGCAAGGAGAGAAAGACGAAGGAGAAAAGGAAGAGCAAAGAGAGAAAGAUGAGGGAGAAAAAGAAGAGGAGCAACAAGAGAAAGAUGAGGGAGAAAAGGAAGAGGAGCAACAAGAGAAAGAUGAGAGAAUAAAGGAAGAGGAACGACCUGAGAAAGAGGAAGGACAAAAGGAAGAGGAGCGUGGCCAACAUCCUGACAUCCAACACAGAGUGGAGGAAGAAGAAAAGGUUGAAGGGAAUUUCUACUCUGGUGGAAGUGAUGACGAGGAGGAGGCAGACGGCCUUGAGAUCCUCAUGGAAGCCCCAGAGGGAUUUAGGAACUCAGAUGAAGAUCGUUUUUCUGAAUCACAGGAGUCGAGUGUGGAAGAUGUGCACGAUUUAGGAGAGAUCGAACUACCUGAGGAUAAGGAGGAACCCAAGGGAGAUGAACAACACGAGGACACAUCACAUGACCAAGAGGAGCGUCCCUCCACUCCCAGCCAUUUGGCCACGACUGUCUUCUAAUGACACAGUGAAACCAUAGCGAAACCAUUUUUCCUGCUCUGUUCUGCUCAUGCCAACUCCCUCCUCUCAUCCCGAGGGACCAGAGGCCUUGAGGAUGUCCCACUUACUGCUCAGACAAACAAGCUCCUCCAUUACGGCCGAGUUUGUGCACAUAUCUGCCUUGUUUGACAAAGAAUGAUAAACCUUGGGGUUUGAUGAUAAACCUUCAGUCACGUCUGAAAGUCUCACACACACACACAAACACACACACACACACACACAAACACACACACACACACACACACACCCUUCAGUAGAUCUUUGUUCAUUCAACACAUGCUCUUAUCAUGUUGCCUGAGUUACAGUGGGAUGCCACUUCAGUUUACACUUUCAUCUGUUCCUGUCAUGUGAAAAUUCAGUGUCCAAAAACAUUUCAGGAGCAGCUAAAAGCGGCCUUGUUCUUGGCUUUAUUAGUGUGUUUUUUUAAUUGAUCUAAUAAUUUUGAAAAAGUUUUAUAUGUUGGAGUUGAUGGAUUUCUUCAAUCCACAGAAGCAUACAAUCAUUUGCCGAGUUGCAUUACAAGCUACCAGUAUUUGCGGAUAUGGGAAAAAUAUCGAGGUCAUGAUUUUCAGUGUUAAAUCGGUGCACAGCCCAGAGCUCUUUCACUGACCAUGUGAUGUUUGUCUGAGGAUUUUCAUCUACAUGAAGUCAUUUUCAAAGCAGGAAUUCACCCUGAAACCAACAGGAUAUUUUCAUAUUAUUCAUCAGAGAUGAGAAUUUUCAGAAAUGAAACGUCAAAGCUGCACCAGGGCCUGAGCUGAAACAUGUGUUUUAUAUAUAUAUGAGAAAUGAGUAUAAACACUUUGAAGACAGCAGUUUGAGUUUCUCUCCAAAAACUUCUCGGUCCAGUUUUUACAAACAUGGAAAGAACGUGCAGAGUAAAACUAUAUGUAAACCUGCAUGUGUCGCUGCCUCACACUGCCAGCAUGUCUGUAUAAAGAGCUCAAGUGAUCAGUUUUAAGUGUGUAAGCUAGGCUCCACUCAGAGGACGCCCUCAGUUCUGUAGCUGUGUACAAAAGCUGCCUCAUGAGGGCGCCAUAGUCUGUCAACGUCAUUGCUUUCCAUUGUUCUACGAAGCCUCGUCAUUCAGAAAGUGCCUAAAGAGACAGGGAUGUAAGGUUGUAAAUGCCAGGAUGGAAGAGAUCAGGCGAAAGAAAACAGUGUUUAUUUUCUGAAUUACUUUUAAGAGUGUGCACAAUAAGAGAUAUUUACUGUUUCAUAUAAAAGAAUUGUAUAUGUCUUGAAAUGUUUAUGUUCAGAAAUGUUUAAACUUUAUAAAGCUUUCUUUAAAAGUUACGUCUGCUGUUGUGGUGAAUGAAUUGGACUGUGACAAACUGCACAGCACCAACUGUUCAUGAAUCUAAUUUUAGAC
This is a messenger RNA of Paralichthys olivaceus (Japanese flounder), 3867 nucleotides long. RefSeq names its product rho family-interacting cell polarization regulator 2-like. The record is from RefSeq and is a predicted model, not a curated record. NCBI's taxonomy places the organism in Eukaryota, Metazoa, Chordata, Actinopteri, Pleuronectiformes, Paralichthyidae.